CCAAUUUUAAAAGGGAUUAUUGCACCCCUUUCUGCCUGCCUCCCUCCCUCCCUCUCCCUUCCCAGGUUUUAUUCCUUGGUGGGGGGGCAGGGAAAGGGAAAGAAGGGGGGAAAGGAAGGAAGGAAGGAAGGAGCAGGAGCCCAGGCUGUGGCCAUGACCACCUACACACGGGAAGAGUUCUACCAGCAGCUGCUGAGCGGCUGUGUCCUGCCCACUGCCCAGCAGGGCUUUGAACAGGUGUGGACGCUUCUACUUUUGUGUCUAGUGUGCCGUCUCCUUUGGAGAUUGGCACUGCCAUCCUAUGCCAAGCAUUUGAGCACAGUGGCCAGUGGCUUCUAUGCCCUCUACCACUUCUUCCAGCUGCAGAUGGUGUGGGUCGUACUCCUCAGCCUCCUGUGCUACCUCGUCCUUUUCCUAUGCCGCCACUCCACCCAGCGUGGUGUCCUGCUUUCCAUCACCAUCCUCAUCUAUUUGCUCAUGGGGGAGAUGCACAUGGUGGACACUGUGAGUUGGCAUAAGAUGAGAGGUGCCCAAAUGAUAGUGGCCAUGAAGGCUGUGUCGCUGGGAUUUGAUCUUGAUCGGGGUGAUGUGUCAGCCAUCCCCUCCCCAGUUGAGUUCAUGGGAUAUAUCUACUUCGUUGGAACAGUAAUUUUUGGACCCUGGUUCCGCUUCCGCACAUACUUACAGGCUGUGGAGAGCAGGAAAAUGAGCUUCCCCUGGUUUCAGAAGGUCUGUGUCAGCUUCUUCCUCUGCCUUGUGUGCCUCAUCGCAUCCACUUGUGUGGCCCCUUAUCUCUUUUCUUACUUCAUACCUCUCUACAGCUACAAGCUGCUCAGGAAGAAGCGCAGAACCAGGAGCACCAUGGUGAGGUGGCUCCGGGCUUACGAGAGUGCCAGCUCCUUCCACUUCAGCAACUACUUUGUGGGCUUCCUGUCCGAAACCACAGCUACGCUAGCAGGUGCUGGCUUCACUGAGGAGAAGGAAAACUUGAAAUGGGAUCUGACAGUGUCUCGGCCACUGAAUGUAGAGCUGCCACGUUCUAUGGUUGAGGUGGUGACCAGCUGGAAUCUUCCCAUGUCCCGUUGGCUGAACUCCUAUGUUUUUAAGAACUCCCUGAAACUGGGCACCUUCUCGGCAAUCAUUGUAACCUACGCAGCCAGCGCCCUCUUGCAUGGGCUGAGCUUCCACCUGGCUGCUGUUCUGCUGUCUCUGGGAUUCAUCACUUACAUUGAACAUGUCCUCCGGAAGAGGCUUUCUGUCAUCUUUGAUGCCUGUAUACUCUCCAAGAAAUGUCAGCCAGGGUGUUCGCAUCGCAACAACACGAAUCUGUGGGUGUACCUCCUCAACUUCUUCUUUGGUGCUCUCGCCGUCUUCCACUUGGCCUAUCUAGGCUCACUAUUUGACAUGGAUGCAGAUGACUCUGUGGAAGAGCAGGGCUAUGGCAUGUCCUACACCAUCCGUAAGUGGUCUGAACUGAGCUGGACCAGCCACUGGGUGACUUUUGGGUGCUGGGUCUUCUAUCGUCUCAUCAGCUGAACCUCUAUGUGGACUUGAGGAGAGAUGGAGCAGGAGGAGAGGGCAGGAACUGAGGUCCCUGUCACCUUCAAAAACUUUGAAUGCCAUUUCUGGGCUUGAGUGGUCUGGACGCUGUGCUGAGCCCUUUUUCCUCUGGGACAAUUUCAAGGGAAAAGGCCUCUUUGAGGGAAUGUUCUUCCUCAUUGCCCUCAAAAGAAAGUGAGUUAGGGCCCACAUGAAAAAAUGAAUGUUGCAAAACAUAGCCCAGACAGAGGAUACCUUUUGUUUAGGUACAUAAAACAGAGAAAAUCCUUUUUAUUUUAUUUUAUGAAGGAACAUUAUCUGUUAACCACUGGUACCUUUCUGGCCCCAUCCAUUUCCAUCUUAGCUUCAUUCUAGUGGUCGUUUGAGGAAACUUCAACUCUCCUCCUUCCCCUUGUAUGACUUAAUUUAAGGAUUUUUACUAGAACAAUUGCCCUGCUGUUUUUUUGCAUGCUGUCUUAUUAUUUCCUCUUGCUCUCUUGUGGCUAACUUUGGGAACUACACUCUCCACUGUCAUGGUAUCCUUUAUUAUCCUUGGAGUUGUGGCUUCUUUUUGCAGUAAAGUCUGAUAGUUGGCCAACUGGAAUGGUGAUCUUUUAAAUGGUAUCUGGGUUUAAAGUAUCCUUUUCUCUUAACUUCAGGACAAUUUUAAUUUAGAUUUAACAGUUCUGUAUAGCCAAUUUGCAUUUCCAAAAACCUGUUAUCAAAGGGUAUUUGAGGGUUAUUUUUUCUCCAUAUCAACAACAGAAAUGUUGUCUGGAGGAUUGGGAAAAGAGCCUGCAAAAGUGACUGUUUUGGACUACAGCUCCCAGAAUCCCCCAGUCAUCAUAGCUGCUGACCAUCCUGGCUGGAAGAUUCUUUAAGUUGUACCCUAUAAUGGUAAAUUUCCAAGGUGUGAGUGGGAGAGCACGGGGUGAGCAAGUGCUACCGAUGCAGAAGAAUGAAAAGAAACUGUACAGGGUACUGAAGCACCAGCUGUCUGAGACCAAUGGGGUUCCUGUUUAUCUGCUUCCUCCAUAAGCUUGUGGACUAGAAACUUGCUCCAUUUCCCCCUCUUCAAAUGAAAAUUCAAGGUUAUAGAAUUUUACAGUAUGCCAGAUUGUGCAUUGUUAAUCAAAAUACAUUCAGCCCCAGCA
Sceloporus undulatus (fence lizard) is the source of this 2693-nucleotide messenger RNA. It is a transcript of the gene PORCN, whose product is annotated as porcupine O-acyltransferase. The record is from RefSeq and is a predicted model, not a curated record. The transcript has 15 exons. Gene Ontology annotation, biological process: lipid modification; protein palmitoylation; Wnt protein secretion. NCBI's taxonomy places the organism in Eukaryota, Metazoa, Chordata, Lepidosauria, Squamata, Phrynosomatidae. Gene Ontology annotation, molecular function: Wnt-protein binding; palmitoleoyltransferase activity. Bases 154 to 1536 code for a protein of 460 amino acids. Gene Ontology annotation, cellular component: membrane; endoplasmic reticulum.